AUGGCACCCGUCGCAGUCUCCCCAACUGCCACCACUGACUUCGUUACCACCAUCAAGACAUCUGUGGUCUCUCCCCAACCCAAUACUCUCCACGAUGUUAUCGCUCAAGCUGUCGACCGGUAUCCGUCGCACGAGCUCGGCUUCAUAACCUCCUCGGCACAUGACUCCUCCAUUCAGACGAAGACCUUCACCACGUUUAACCAAUAUGUUCGUAACCUUGCACGUGCCAUGCUAGAGUGGGGAAAACCCACAGGCUCAGUUAUCGUCGUAUACCUUACGGAGCACGAAGAUAACAUGGCCGCUAUCUGGGCGUGUCUUCUGGCUGGCUAUGUGCCCUGCUUGCAGCCCGCACUCAGCGCGCAACAGGCGCACAAGGAGGGUCAUGUUGCCCACAUCAAGAACUUGUUUGGGUCUGCUACUUGGCUAACUAGCGAGCUCGGGGCUGAUCAGAUCACGUCCAUUUCUGGUCUCGAAGUUCACCUGCUCUCGGAAUUGAAAUCAUUGGCGGAGAGAUUUACGGUUGCAGCUGAUUGGGUUGCAUAUGAGGCUAAGCCAGAUGAUGAGGCGAUCCUGUUCCUGACAUCAGGCUCGACUGGAUUCUCGAAGGCGGUCGUGCACACGCACCGUACCAUCCUGGCUGCGUGCCGCUCCAAGGGGCAAAGCUACGGCCUGACUUCUGAAUCUCAAGUUUUGAACUGGGUCGGAUUUGAUCACGUCGCGGGAUCUUUAGAAAUGCACAUCACACCUAUGCUAUAUGGUGCUUCACAGCUCCACGUGCAUGCAUCUGCCAUCCUUGCAGAUCCCCUUCGGCUGCUCCGUCUGAUCGACGAAAAGUCCAUCCAAUUGGCUUUCGCCCCGAAUUUCCUGCUCUCCAAGCUCACUCGUGAUUUGGAGAAGCGCACCGAUUUAUUUGGGUGCUUCGACCUGUCCUCUAUCAAGCGGAUCAACAGCGGAGGUGAAGCUGUGAUUUCCAAGACGGCGCAAGCCUUUGUUGCUAUGAUGAAGAAAUUUAGCAAGAACCCCUCUGCGGUGUCCUUUGUGAUCUCACCUGGGUUUGGAAUGACAGAAACUUGUGCUGGAUGCAUUUACAACUCUGUGGAUGUCCUCGCGUCCGAGCCUGCUCACGAAUUCCUUGAACUCGGACGUCCCAUCAAUGGUUGCGAGAUGCGCAUCGUUGACCCCGCAGAUGGCGCCACUCUGCGCCCCGACGGGGAGAGCGGCGAGCUUCAGGUCCGGGGACCGAUGGUCUUCGUACGCUAUUACAACAACGCCGAGGCUACGUCCUCAAGCUUUGUUGAGGGCGGCUGGUACCGCACCGGCGAUGUUGGCAUCAUCGAGGAUGGUGUCAUGCGCCUGAGCGGUCGUAUCAAGGACACCGUCAUCGUCCAUGGUGUCUCAUACGGUAUCCCCGAGCUCGAGACACACCUCCAGACCGUUGAAGGGGUCACGCACUCGUUCCUCGCUGCUGCUCCGUACCGCGCUCCUGGUCAGGAGACAGAAGGGUUCAUCAUUUUCUACUCGCCAACAUUCGACCUCGCAGGAGCAGAUGCCUCCACGAAGCUCUUUGCCACGCACCGGGCCCUACGUGAUAUAUGUGUGAAGAUGAUCACCCUGCCUCCUCAAAUCAUCAUUCCCAUCCCUGUGAACCAGAUGGAGAAGACGACUCUCGGGAAACUGUCUCGUGCGAAGCUCAUCAGUCUCUUCAAGCAAGGCCAGCUUGCUCAGCACAUCGCGCGGUCUGAGGAGCUUCUCAGUGAGGCACGGGGCGCUACCUUCGUCGCACCGUCGAGCGAGACGGAAAAGGCGCUUGCGAAAAUAUUUGCUGGCAUCUUCAACCUCGCGGACAGCGAGGUGUCGGCGAGCGACAACUUCUUCGAGAUCGGCGGUACUUCUAUUGAUGCUAUCCGGCUCAAGCGCGAAGGAGAGGAACACUUCGGUCUGGCUGACAUAUCUGCCAUCCAAAUCCUCAAGCAUCCCGUUCUCUCGAGCCUGGCAAAUUACGUCAACUCCUUGCUCUCCAUGGGCACACAGACUGAAGAGUACGAUCCCAUUGUUCCCCUCCAAGUGACCGGGAAUAAGACGCCAAUCUUCUUCGUUCACCCUGGUAUCGGAGAAGUCCUCAUAUUCGUCAAUCUCGCCAAAUAUUUCCAUAAUGAGCGUCCCUUCUAUGCUUUCCGUGCUCGUGGCUUCGACGCCGGCCACCCCUACUUCACAUCCAUGGACGAGAUGGUUUCCUGCUAUGCCGUAGCAGUCAAGCGGACUCAGGCGACGGGACCAUACGCCAUCGCGGGGUAUAGUUACGGUGGUGUCGUCGCAUUUGAAGUUGCCAAGAGGCUCGAGGCCAUGGGUGACGAAGUCCAGUUCACCGGCCUCAUCAACAUUCCUCCUCAUAUCGCCCCCCGCAUGAACGAGAUUGAUUGGACGUCCGGCAUGCUCCAUUUGUCGUCAUUCCUCGGUCUUGUGGCGAAACACGAUGCUGAUGAUCUGGCUCCUCCCCUGAGACCGCUCACGAGGCAAGAGCAGCUCGAGUUCGUGUGGAAGAUGUCGCCUCCUCAACGUAUCGUCGAGCUCCAGCUGACGAUCGAGAAGCUUGACAAAUGGGUUGACCUUGCUGGGUCUCUCAUCGAUUGCGGACUGGACUACAAUCCAUCAGGUUCAGUUUCCGCACUUGAUGUUUUCUACGCCAUUCCCUUUGCCGGAACCAAGACAGACUGGCUUAACAACCAGCUCAAGCCAUGGUCUGGCUUCAGCCGCGGCGAGGCAUCAUAUACUGAUGUGCCUGGGGAACACCACACGCUGAUGGACAUUGACCAUGUCCCGCAGUUCCAGAAGAUCUUCCGCAGUCGUCUCGAGGCUCGUGGGUUGUAGACAUAUGGAGAGGCAUAUUCCGAAUAUAUUCUUGUCUUUGAUGGUUUAUUCAUCUAUAGUGGGAGUGCAUGCGUUUUCGUACUUAAUUUGCUAGAUCCGUUGCGUUGUCAUGCUUAGACUUAGAAUAUUGCAAGUAUCCCUAGAGCAGUUCUUCUGAUUGAUCGCACAGG
Messenger RNA from Suillus clintonianus, 3038 nucleotides. Its product is annotated as atromentin synthetase. Gene Ontology annotation, biological process: biosynthetic process. The record is from RefSeq and is a predicted model, not a curated record. NCBI's taxonomy places the organism in Eukaryota, Fungi, Basidiomycota, Agaricomycetes, Boletales, Suillaceae. The coding region runs from base 1 to 2868 and encodes 955 amino acids. The transcript is spliced from 6 exons.